Messenger RNA from Thamnophis elegans (Western terrestrial garter snake), 1086 nucleotides. RefSeq lists its product as uncharacterized. The record is from RefSeq and is a predicted model, not a curated record. The transcript is spliced from 7 exons. NCBI's taxonomy places the organism in Eukaryota, Metazoa, Chordata, Lepidosauria, Squamata, Natricidae. Gene Ontology annotation, biological process: N-acylphosphatidylethanolamine metabolic process. Gene Ontology annotation, molecular function: glycerophospholipid phospholipase A1 activity; A2-type glycerophospholipase activity. Gene Ontology annotation, cellular component: cytoplasm. Bases 1 to 1086 code for a protein of 361 amino acids.
AUGGGUCCACCCCAAUCUGUGCUGAAGGGCGCUGGGGAAGUUUUCACUAAAGAAACAGGAAUUAUCUUCUAUUUUGUUUUCCCCUCUUCUAGAUAUGCCCAUAGGAAGUCGGCACUGAGAAAACACAUCCUAGCCAAGAUGAACGAGGAGGAACAAAACCACUCAUCCCUUUUAAUCAGGGUUAAAGGCCCAGCCGAAAUGGAGGAAUUAAAGCCAGGAGACAUUAUUGAGAUAUUCCGUUCUUCUUGCCAGCACUGGGCCCUUUACGUAGGGGAUCAGCAAGCGGUCCAUUUGGCGCCUCCUGGCGAACAUUUUGCCGAUGGCUCUCCCAACCCCUUGGCCCUUUUAUCCGAGAGAGUUUGCGUAAAGAAGGACUGGCUGGAAGAUGUAGUCCGGAAGGACAGGUACCGAGUGAAUAAUAAGCAUGACAAGACCCAUCCACCGCUACCCCUCUCCAAGAUCCUGUGGCAGACGGAAGAAUUGGUCGGAAAGGAGAUGCCGUACAGCCUGAGCAGCCAAAACUGUGAAAAUUUUGUUAUGGAGCUGCGUUAUGGACCGGAAAUGAGUGAACAGGUUCUACGUUCUACUCUCCUGUUUCUUUUUUCUCUCUUACAGGAAGAAAUUAAACCGGGAGACUUGAUUGAGAUUUUCCGAUCUUGCUAUCAACACUGGGGUAUCUACGUCGGAGAGGGCAAGGUCGUCCAUUUAGCCCCCGAAUGUGACCGCCUUGCGAAUGGGGCCGCCAGCGUACUGGCGGUCUUGUCUGACCGAGCGUACGUUAAGAAAGACUGGCUGGAAACGGUAGUACGGAACGACCAAUACCGAGUGAACAACAAACACGACCACACAUAUCCCCCCCUGCCCCUAACGAAGACCCUCGAGCGGGCAGAAGAGCUGGUCGGCAGAGAGAUGCCCUACAACCUGACCAGCCACAACUGCGAACACUUUGUCAUGGAGUUGCGAUAUGGCAUUGCAAUGAGUGACCAGGUCACUGAAGCCAUUGCUGUGGGAACAAUUGGCAUGAUGGGCGUGGCGGCCGCCAUGAUCCGAUCCGCGGCCAAAUGGCGCAAGCACUACAAUGAAUAG